AUGACGGAAGAAAACCGAAUUGAUAUCUCCGAGGAAGUCAAUCCACCGGCCCCGGCUCAUUCUCAACCGCCCUCGACACAUGCUCCGCCGCCUCCAACUCCCGCGGGCGUACCACCGCCGUAUUCAGGUGCCCCUUCGAUGCAUCUCCCACCCCCAACAUCUUCAGGGGCACCCCUUCCACGAGUCCCACCGGCGUCAUCCACCUCCGACGACCACGCUCGCAUCGCGGCACUCGAGGGCACAGUUAACCAACUAGCUGCCAGCAUGACUACCAACAUGGCCGAACUGUUCGCCCUACUCAGAGGACCGAACCGUGCAUCCUCGAGCUCCACGCCUCCUUCGAGACAAGGGCCAACAGUUGACCCGACCUCUUGGAUUCCACCAACCCAAGUCCCGGAGAAUACGGACGCUCCCGCCUUGCCAACAAUGCACACGUCCACGGUUCACCCGUUCACCAGCCCCUUUCCGCCGCCACCGGCCCCCACGGCCGUCCCUCUUCCACCGGCAGCAUUCUUAUCUUCAGAUCAGGUCUUGUCCGCGCCACCACCUUUCUCCAUGCCGGCCCCAGCCGUAGUCUAUACCGUCCCUCCGCCAAUGGCUUUUCCGGCGUCAAGCGUACCUGCUCCAGCUCACCUUCAAGCCGCAGAACUUCCUCCCUACCCGUCUCUACAACCCCACGUUAACCUCCCCUACUAA
Messenger RNA from Punica granatum (pomegranate), 696 nucleotides. The record is from RefSeq and is a predicted model, not a curated record. Lineage: Eukaryota; Viridiplantae; Streptophyta; Magnoliopsida; Myrtales; Lythraceae.